AUGAGCGAAAUUACUCCAAACUUUGAGCAAAGGAAAGCCAUAGACCUGGCUAUGUCUGGACACAAUGUUUUUCYAAGUGGCAGAGCCGGUACAGGGAAAACUUUCACGGUCAAAUACCUCGUGAAAAUGUUGGAAAAGCACAAAACCUURGUGGUGACCUGUACGACAGAGAUGGCCUGCACUUUGUACGACAAGUCGAAUAARGAGUCUGGGACAGAAGAAGAAGUAAGUGAAUUAAAUGUGCUCUUGGAAGAUAUUUCAAGUUAUUUAGAAGAUCAGGCUGACUCUUCAGCAAGUACCAGCAAAAGAAAAAAGACUGAGGAAGACCAUCAAAAGGGUUUAAAGAUGAGAAAGGAAGCAAUGGAGACUUAUACCAAAAGACAAAAUUAUGAUAACGAUUCUAGUGAUGAUAAUGAUGAUGAGGAUGAUGACGAGUCUUCUGAUGAUGAUUCCACUUUAUCAACUCCAAGGAGGAAUACCAAAAAGAAACCACAAAAAGGGCAAGGCAAGUUUAAACCAACAAGAUGUGGAAAGGGUCAGAUGUUAGAAUAUCUUGCCCAGAAACAUCAAGACAACUUCAAAUUAAAGGAAAAGAAGUUGGAGCUGGAAGAAAGAAGGAUGGCUUUAGAAGAGAAGAAACUUGAAGUUGAACAAAUGAAAUGGAACACAUUAAAACACAAAUAAGUAAUUUAACUUCUUCUUGUAAUACAGUAAAGUAAUUACAAAGUCAUUGUUUUGUUUUCCUCUUACAGUAGCACACUUGAACCACUCAAGUGAGUUAAGGCCUGGGUCAGCAUAUGCAAAUUAGAUAAAAGUGGUUUAAUUUUAUA
Messenger RNA from Exaiptasia diaphana, 830 nucleotides. RefSeq names its product nucleophosmin. The transcript is spliced from 4 exons. Bases 1 to 684 code for a protein of 227 amino acids. NCBI's taxonomy places the organism in Eukaryota, Metazoa, Cnidaria, Anthozoa, Actiniaria, Aiptasiidae. The record is from RefSeq and is a predicted model, not a curated record.